UACCACACAUCCACGCUUGCUGCGUGUGUGUGCGACGUGUGUGUAGCGACCAACAAUCAGUCCACGUGUGUGAUCGUAAUAAUGGCUGUGGACGGAACAGAUGAGAAUAAUUUGGAACGAGGUGUUUACACAAAAGAUGCAUCCCGUCCUCGAAAGACCCUCGGUGGAUCUCUGUCCGAUCUCAGAGGGUCUCAGAAGUGUGGAGCCUGGGCCUCACACUUUCAGCGGCUCUUUGUGUCGUUCAUCGGAGCAGAUUGGAUCUUCCUCAUGAUCCUGGGGUUCAUCAUGGCAGUGAUCAGCUUCGUCAUGGAUGUCUUCGUCGACCACUUCACAGAAGCGCACAGGUGGAUCUACAAUCUUGCAGACAGUCAUGUUUUCCUGCAGUAUUUGGCGUGGGUCGCAUAUUCUUUGUUUCUGAUGUGUUUUGCGGCAGGCUUCGCAAACAUAGUAUCAAUUCAGGCAGCUGGGUCUGGUAUUCCUGAAAUGAAGACGUGUCUGAGAGGAGUGAUGCUGCCCGAAUAUCUCACGUUCAACACAUUAGUGUCCAAAGUCAUCAGUCUGAUCUGUGUGCUCGGAAGUGAAUUACCUGUGGGGAAAGAGGGUCCGUUUGUGCACAUCGGCAGCAUAUGUGCCGCUGUUCUCUGCAAAUUCAUGUCUCUCUUCAGUAGCAUUUAUAAGAAUGAGGCCAGAAACAAGGAGAUGCUGACGGUGGGAUGUGCUGUGGGAAUUGGCUGCUGCUUCUCUUCUCCUAUCGGAGGUGCGUUAUUCAGCUUAGAGGUCACUUCUAUGUUUUUCGUCGCACGAAACUACUGGCGUGGGUUUCUGUCUGCUACGUUCGGUGCCUUCAUCUUCAGACUUCUGCCGGUGUGGAACAGACAGGAAGAGACUAUUAUGGCUCUUUAUGCAACAAAAUACAGGUUGGACUUUCCUUUUGACCUGAAGGAGCUUCCUGUCUUCGCUGCGAUGGGGAUACUAUGUGGCUUUGGCGGUGCCCUCUUUGUGUAUUUGUAUGGAAAGAUUACUCUGUUUGUGAAGAAGCAGAAAGCCACGAACAGCUUCCUCAUGAAGAACUGUUUCUUGUAUUCUGCUUUGGUUUCUGUGCUGAUUUCAACGCUCACUUUUCCUCUGGGCUUUGGGCAAUUCAUGGCUGGACAGCUUACACAAAGGGAAUCCUUGAUUUCAUUUUUUGAUCAUCGCACCUGGUCAAAUCAUGGCAUCGUAGCAGACUUUGAUCAUGACGAUCACUUAGCCGCCUGGAAACAUCCCCAGGCUAACGUCUUUAUCAUUCUCUCCAUCUUCGUCAUCAUGAAGUUCUGGAUGUCUGCUAUUUCUAUAACCCUUCCUAUACCAUGUGGUUCCUUCGUUCCCAUUUUUGUCAUUGGUGCUGCGUUUGGACGUUUGGUGGGUGAAGGUUUGGCCACAUUGUUUCCAGAUGGAUUUAACAUGGAUGGACACAUAUACCCUAUAAUGCCCGGAGUGUAUGCUGUCGUAGGAGCGGCAGCGUUAACGGCUGGAGUCACUCACACGCUCUCAACUGGUGUGAUCAUGAUGGAAUUGACGGGUCAGAUCAAUUACGCUCUGCCCAUCCUCAUCUCUGUGAUUCUCGCCAACAUGAUCUCUCAGAGUCUUCAGCCGUCCAUCUACGACAAAGUUAUCCGCAUAAAAAAACUGCCUUACCUGCCCAUGCUCAGCUGGGGCCACCGCAAUAAGUAUAAUAUUCAUGUGGGGGACUUUAUGAAAAGAGAAGUUCGUUAUAUCACGCUGAACUCCAACUACCGAGACAUAUUCAAGAUCCUACGCUCAGGAAAUCUGAAAACACUGCCAUUGGUGAAGUCCGCAGAGUCGAUGCUCUUGCUGGGUUCAGUUGAGCGUGCUCAGUUACUUGCACUCUUAAAGCAGCGAUCACAGAACCUGCAAGAGGAAAAUGCGUCCACAAUGCCUUUCAGCUACAAGGUUCACUUCCAGCUGGCAACGUCCACAGAAGAGUCUGCGUCCACUGAACCUCUGAAAUCUCCUCUGAAGAAGCCGUCUGUAGAUGAGAAAGAUAUUACAAGUCUUUAUGAUUCUGGCUUGAGCUUGAAGAAGUUCUUCUGUUCUCGUCCUGACAUUAAGGCAAUGGAGGACGACCCAGACACAGAGGAUGAUGAAACGAUACUUCAAGAGUUCGAGGAGUGGGAGGAGCAACAGCUUGACGAGCAGGUGAACUUCAACAACUGCAAGAUUGACCCCGCCCCCUUCCAGCUGGUGGAGCGCACUUCACUGCACAAGACUCACACCAUGUUUUCUGUGUUGAAUCUGGAUUACGCUUACGUCACCAGCAUCGGACGACUUGUCGGAGUCGUUUCGCUGAAAGAGUUGUGUAAAGCUAUCGAGGGCUCCCUGCCGGCGGACGGCGUGAGGUUGCGUCCCAUUCUGGCCAAUUUCAGAGACCGAGGCGUUCGGGGAUUCAGGACCGAGACCACCGAACUCCACAAAGUACUGGACCGUCAGAUGAGCUAAGA
This is a messenger RNA of Carassius carassius (crucian carp), 2501 nucleotides long. It is a transcript of the gene clcn2c, whose product is annotated as chloride channel 2c. The coding region runs from base 82 to 2499 and encodes 805 amino acids. The record is from RefSeq and is a predicted model, not a curated record. Gene Ontology annotation, biological process: transmembrane transport; chloride transport. Gene Ontology annotation, cellular component: membrane. Lineage: Eukaryota; Metazoa; Chordata; Actinopteri; Cypriniformes; Cyprinidae. Gene Ontology annotation, molecular function: voltage-gated chloride channel activity. The transcript is spliced from 24 exons.